Messenger RNA from Dufourea novaeangliae, 1107 nucleotides. RefSeq names its product odorant receptor 85b-like. Bases 1 to 1107 code for a protein of 368 amino acids. Gene Ontology annotation, biological process: detection of chemical stimulus involved in sensory perception of smell; sensory perception of smell. The record is from RefSeq and is a predicted model, not a curated record. Gene Ontology annotation, cellular component: plasma membrane. NCBI's taxonomy places the organism in Eukaryota, Metazoa, Arthropoda, Insecta, Hymenoptera, Halictidae. The transcript has 5 exons. Gene Ontology annotation, molecular function: odorant binding; olfactory receptor activity.
AUGCUGCCUACGACGAGCGAGAAAAUCAGAACGCCAGGAAUUAUGAAAUUUUACGUGUUAUUUGUAUGGACGAUUGUGCUUGCAUGUCUUUCUGCCACUCUGUACGGCAUGGUACACGUACCGAACGAUAAAAUGUUGAAAGACAGUACGGUGUACACGAUGGUGUCGUUCGAAUCUAUUCUCUUGGUCGUGUAUUUGCAUAACCAGAAAAAAUCACUCAGAAGAUUGAUCGAAACGUUGAACUGUCUUUUUGACAUAGACGAUAAGACGAUCAGGAUUGCCACCACGCGGUUAGUGACGCCAUUCGAGAAACCGAUGAAAAUUUAUGUAAUUGCCAGUGUUGGUGCAGUGAUCGUCUGGACGUUUCUACCACUGAUGGAAAUAUUUCACCGAAAUCAGUUCUACUAUGAGGAUUAUCAGAUACCAAUGGGUGUAUCGAGAGAACCAUUCUCGACUGGCAUUUUCAUUGGAGGCAUUGCUUUUCAAAUUGUCGGCUGCAUGUACACCACAGUUCGAAAAGCUAGUGUGGACAUUUACACCAUGCAUAUAAUCCUUCUGAUGACUGCUCAGUACAAGUACUUGAAUAUGAAAUUUACAUCAGCACUAGCUAGAUAUCCUGUUCCUGGAGAUGAGGAUAUAAUCAGACAGGAAUUGGGAGGUUUGGUUCAACAUCAUAAAAUAGUACUUCGGAUAUCAAACAUAUUGAAGAAUGUAUUUACUCCAAAUGUCGCGCUACUCUACAUAAACAACGUAUUUCGCUUCUGCUUUUUAACUCUUAUGCUCGUAAUGAACAACGAAGGACCAUAUGUGACAAUGUGUGUUGUUUCAUACACAAUUGGUGCACUGAUACAACUAUACAUGUUCUGUUUCUGUAUUCAACAAUUACUGGAGUCGAGUACAACGAUGAUGGACGAUGUAUUUCAUGGAAAGUGGUACCUCCGUGAUGUCUCAUUGCAGCGUACGAUUAUGAUGAUGACUAUGACUGAUAAAUUAGGCUGCAAAUUAUCGCGGAUUCGGAAUAUAAACUUGACUUUACCAUCUUUUAUGUCGAUUUUAAAUCAAGCGUACUCGGUAUGCCUGUUAUUUUUAAAAUCCAGGCAAAGUUAA